AUGAGCUCCCUCGACGCCGCCUACGCCAAGUGGGCCGAUCUCGAUCUCGACACGGCGUCCGAGGACGACGAGCCGCAGCGGCCCCGCGCGGCGCCCUCGAAGAAGCGGUCGAAGGUCGUCGUCGACAUCGUUUCCGACCCGAACUGAUACUGGGCCUGGCCGUCGAAGCGGCGCGUGGAGGCCGUCGCGGCCGAGUUCCCCGACGUGGCGUUCGAGAUCCGGUUCCAGCCGUUCCAGCUCUACCCGGAUCUGCCGCGCGACUCGCGCGGCGUCGACAAGCUCGAGUACUUCACGGCGCUGAGCGAGCGGCGGCGGCCGAACGCGUCCAUGGCGGAGAAGAAGGCCAGGAUCGCGGGCCUCGUGGGCGCCUGGAAGGCCGACGGCCUCGACCUCACGUCGCCCUUCGGCGUCGACGGCGGCCGAUGGGGCUCGUCCUUCGACGCGCAGCGCCUCAUCUGGCUCGCGCGGCAGCAGGGCCGCGAGGAUCCCAUGAUCGAGGCGAUCUACAAAUUGAACCACGUCGACAACGAGCCGCUGAGCGACCACGCGAAGCUCCUCGAGGCCGCGCGCGCCGCGGGCGUCCAGCGCGCGCCGGAGCUCCUCGCCCGGGCCGACGGCCUCGGCGCGCGGGAGGUGCUCGAGCGCUACCAGCACUACGUCGCCAUGGGCAUCAACGCCGUGCCCGUCAUCGUCCUCGACGACAAGCACGUCAUCUCCAACGGCGCGCCGGAGAAGGACUUCCUGCGGCGCACGUUCAAGCACCUCAUCGACACGGGCACCGUGCCCCCGCACCUCGGCGCC
Messenger RNA from Aureococcus anophagefferens, 801 nucleotides. It is a transcript of the gene PDI3, whose product is annotated as selenoprotein. The annotation marks the transcript as partial. NCBI's taxonomy places the organism in Eukaryota, Pelagophyceae, Pelagomonadales, Pelagomonadaceae. The record is from RefSeq and is a predicted model, not a curated record. Gene Ontology annotation, molecular function: oxidoreductase activity. The transcript has a single exon.